AUGGCUUCCUCUUUUUUCAAUAAUAAGGCUCGUGCCGCUGCCGCCGCAGCAUCCAGCAGCUCCAAGCCCAAAGCUGGCGACAAGGAAGACUCGACUCGACUCCAGCCAUGGGUUGAAAAAUACCGCCCAAAGACUCUGGACGACGUCGCCGCGCAAGACCACACAACACAAGUCCUCCAGCGCACUCUGCAAGCUUCAAACCUCCCUCACAUGCUCUUCUACGGACCACCAGGUACAGGCAAAACCUCCACAAUCCUCGCCCUGGCCAAAUCCCUCUUCGGACCCGCCCUCUACCGCUCCCGAAUCCUCGAACUGAACGCCUCCGACGAGCGCGGCAUCGCCAUCGUCCGCGACAAGGUAAAGAACUUCGCCCGCGCCCAGCUCUCCCAACCCACAGGCCUAGACGCCGCAUACCGGGCCCAAUACCCAUGCCCACCCUUCAAGAUCAUCAUCCUCGACGAGGCAGACAGCAUGACGCAAGACGCGCAGUCCGCUCUCCGCCGCACAAUGGAAACAUACAGUCGCAUCACGCGCUUCUGUCUCGUCUGCAACUACGUCACGCGCAUUAUCGAGCCGCUCGCCAGUCGGUGCAGCAAGUUCCGCUUCAAGAUGCUGGAUAAUAGCGCUGCUGGAGAGCGGGUUGCGCAUAUUGCGCGCGAGGAGGGGUUGCAGCUUGAAGAUGGCGUUGUCGAUACGCUGAUUAGGUGUGGCGAGGGUGAUCUGAGACGGGCGAUUACUUAUUUGCAGAGUGCGGCGAGGUUGGUGGGUGCUGCGAAGGCGGCUAAGGAUGCUGAUGAUGAUGCGGAGAUGGUGGAUGUCGGUGAUGCAGUUAUUACUGUUCGCACUGUUGAGGAGAUUGCUGGUGUUGUGCCGGAUGGUAUUGUGGACUCGCUUGUCGAGGCUAUGCAGCCUAAGAGCUCGGGGUCUGUGUAUGAGGCGGUUUCGAAGGUUAUUACGGAUUUGGUCGCUGAUGGGUGGAGUGCUACGCAGCUUGUUGGACAGCUGUACAAACGUGUUGUCUUCAGUGAAGCCAUUCCGGAUAUCCAGAAGAACAAGAUUGUCAUGCUCUUUUCUGAAAUGGAUAAGCGGCUUGUUGAUGGGUCUGAUGAGCACCUUUCUAUGUUGGACCUGGCAUUACGCAUUGCUGGGAUUUUGCGCGGUUGA
Molecule: messenger RNA, 1164 nt
Organism: Penicillium bovifimosum
Lineage: Eukaryota; Fungi; Ascomycota; Eurotiomycetes; Eurotiales; Aspergillaceae
Product: replication factor C subunit 2
Exons: 4
Coding region: 1-1164 (387 amino acids)
Biological process (GO): DNA repair; DNA-templated DNA replication
Cellular component (GO): nucleus; DNA replication factor C complex
Molecular function (GO): ATP binding; DNA binding; DNA clamp loader activity
Source: RefSeq, a predicted model, not a curated record